Molecule: messenger RNA, 2330 nt
Organism: Coregonus clupeaformis (lake whitefish)
Lineage: Eukaryota; Metazoa; Chordata; Actinopteri; Salmoniformes; Salmonidae
Product: Krueppel-like factor 6
Exons: 4
Coding region: 244-1095 (283 amino acids)
Biological process (GO): regulation of transcription by RNA polymerase II
Molecular function (GO): DNA-binding transcription factor activity, RNA polymerase II-specific; RNA polymerase II cis-regulatory region sequence-specific DNA binding
Source: RefSeq, a predicted model, not a curated record
UCGACGGACUUUCAGCGAGUUCACUGUUUGCUAUUAGAGCAAGCAAGGAAGAUCGCUCUCAGAAGAACACUUGCGCUACCACUACUGUAAGGCGAUAGUCAGACCUACUACUCCCAACUGCUUUUCUACAGCAUAUUAUACAUGCAAAUACAUCGAAGUCGCAAGUUUUCUUGAAAAAUAAAACAAGACAAUUGAACUACCUUGAUUUUUGGUUGUAAUUGGAGCGGCAUCUAUAGGAGUGAGAUGGAUGUUAUUCCUAUGUGCAGCAUCUUUCAGGAGCUCCAGAUUGUACAUGACACCGGAUACUUUUCAGCUUUACCAUCUCUUGAGGAGUACUGGCAGCAGACAUGUCUGGAGUUGGAGCGGUACCUCCAGAGCGAGCCCUACGUCUCGGCCACAGACAUCAAGUUUGAGACGAGCCAGGAGGACCUCUGGAGCAAACUGAUCCUGGCCUGCGGGGACAAGGCCGAUUCCGACCCAAAGAUCCACACUCACAUUAAGGAGGAGGACAAUCAAGAGGCCAACAGCUUUAACUCCGAUUCAAGCAGUGAGGCGUCCGACAGCUCCGAGGAGCUCUCCCCUCCCCUCGACUUCACCUCCAACCCACUGAGUGACAUUAUGGGAGAGGGAGAGGACCUGAGUUCCAUGGUUAUCAGCACUCCGCCAUCUUCUCCUGAGGUGAGCAAGGAGGCCCCCUCCAUAUCCUCCCAGGUGUGGAGCGGUAUACAGGCAGUGAUGCACUCGCCUGGGAAAAUACGGACAGGGGGCAUUGGUGGACGAACGGUGGAGAGGGGAAGCUUAGCCAAUGGGGAGGCUUCUCCGGACGGGAGGAGGCGGGUCCACAGGUGUCAUUUCAACGGAUGCCGAAAGGUUUACACGAAAAGUUCUCACUUGAAAGCACACCAGCGUACACAUACAGGUGAGAAGCCUUACAGGUGUUCAUGGGAAGGCUGCGAGUGGCGUUUUGCACGGAGUGAUGAGCUAACCAGACACUUCAGGAAGCACACUGGGGCAAAGCCAUUUAAAUGCAGUAACUGUGACAGGUGUUUCUCUCGUUCGGACCAUUUGGCGCUUCACAUGAAGAGACACAUCUAAGCGGUGGGCCCCAGAGCAGAGGAGAGCAGAGCGGUGUUGAGCGAUGGUCCUGACUGUCUCCUAACCUGUCUGUGGGGAGGCUGCAGUGCCCUGAGAGGGGAGGAAGGGGAGCGAGGGGAGCGUGCUCCAGUGAAAAGCAUGCAGGCCAUUUUUGCACCAUACUUAGUGCCUCCAAGACCUCUCAGAGGAAAGGGCUCUGAAAGGUCGACACAUUCUGAACCACCAUGGAUGAAAGAGAAUGAAGAGAUCCACUAGAGAGCGAGAAGAAAGAAUAUGUCUGAGAGGACAAGAAAAAACUUUUUUUUUCUCUGUAUGGUGUCUGAUGCUUUGUGGAGUUAGUUCCUGGUCUGAACAUAUGCAGCGGUACUACUCCAAUAAACGUAUGUUGUUUCCUGUGAGCAUGUGGACUGACUGACUGUGAGCCUGCUGUCAGACUGCCUGAGACUGGGUGCCUGUCUAAGAAUGCCUGUGACUGGGUGCCUGCCUGUGGAUGUACGACUCCUGAGUGGGUGGCUUGUGUUGUGACCUGAAUGGUGUUGAGGGGAUGAUGAGUUUUUGACUGGGGUUUUAUUGUCUCGUUGUGGUCAUGAAUGAAUGCAAGCAAAGGUGUUGUUGUGCUGUUGUCUGGAGCGUUGGUUGAGUCUAGGCUGGGUUUGGCGGUGUGUGUGUCCCGGCCGUCAGUUUGAUGGAGAGCGCCACCAUCUGAACGGAGUUGGUACAUGCUCCUAAACGAGGUGUAAGGAGGGGAGGGGGGUUGAUGUUUGGUGCAGCUAUUAAAUGUGCAAUGUAUUAAGUAGCUUGUCUCAAAGUACAUGCUACAAAGCUCAUUUGUUGUCCAUUGUGUAAGCUCAGUAUCUAAAGGCUGUACACAACAUUGAUAUAUCAUUAUACCAGAAGUUGCAUGAUCUUGGGUUUGUUUGUCACUCGAUUAGGCCUACUUAUAAUGAAGGCUAAUCCCAAUAAUGAGCAGCUAUGCAUCCAUUGUACUCCGUAGAUACCACAGUAUUGUACAGAAACAUAAAGCAGUGAUUUAUUUGUUUCCUUCUUUUGUUUUGUAUGUUUGGAGAUACCACUAUUGCUUGGCAACUGUGUUGAUCAUGGGAUAGUUUAUUUAUAGUCAGUUUAAGAACUAAUUUCUUUAUUUUUGUUCUCUUGUUCUAUAUCUGUAAAUACACUGUGACCUUAAUGAUGCCUUAUGUAAGUGGCCUUGUCCAGAUAAAUAGAUCACUCACGGG